CGCUUUGCGGCCGCCCGGUGAAGAGCGAUUCCCAUCUGCCGCUGAGACAAAGUCACCGCAUGCGUGGCUAACUUCCGCUUCGGAGAAUUUCCCCACGAGAAGUUCAAGAUGACGACCCAGGAGGAUGUGAACAUCGAGUCCUAUACCGAGUAUGCUCUCGGCAUGACAAUAUUCCUCACUCGACUCAUAACCCGAUUAAUGCUUGUGGGCUUCCGAGGACUGUACUGGGACGAUCUUUUCACUUGCGUUGCUAUUGCCUUCUGGACAACCGACUUAGUUAUCCUGUACGAGAUAGGUGUGUAUGGAAGCAGCGUUGGGCAGACGUACGAGUCAGCAGCGCUACUCGACGAUGCCAAGGUAGCGAGUCUCAGAAUCGGCGACAAACUGACUUUUGCUUCUUGGAACUGUUACAUCUGCCUUAUCUGGUCGAUGAAGGCGGUUGUACUGUUCUACUAUGAUCGUCUUACCAUGAAUCUCUGGCAGAACAAGAUGGCCAGAUAUAUUCGUAUCUGUACUCUGGUAACUUUCUGUGUUGCUAUCAUAUUCCAAUACACCCUCUGUACGCCCAUCGAGCUGGCAUGGCAGGUCAAGCCUUACCCCGGAGAUAAAUGUGUUUUCCGCAGAGAGAACUACAUCUUGUUCCCAAUUCUCAGUAUCAUUUCUGAUUUGGGAAUUAUGGCUAUUCCGCUCCCGCUGUUAUGGCAAGUCAAAAUUCCAGUUUGGCGCAAGCUCAUUCUUGGUUUCCUUUUCGGCUCUGGUAUCUUCAUUAUCAUCGCCACCCUUCUACGGACGGUUUACUCUCUUCGAUCUCUACUAGAUCUCCUCGUCGCUACGCAAUGGGCCACUCGCGAAUAUCUAGUCACCGCUUUCGUCGUCUCUGCACCAGCUAUCAAGCCUCUCUUUAGCAAGCGUCUUUGGGGUCUUAGGGGGUCGACAACCAAUUCAAGAACCGCAGAUCGCUAUGGGUCUGGUGGAUCUGCGCUGCGCUCUGGAAAGGGAUCAAAGGCGCACAGUCACUCCGUCGUAGUCGAAAGCCAGAACGGCGGAAACUCAGGGAGUUCUUCUGGUGGAAAAGUAUUCGAGAUGCCUGCUCGAGCUUGGCCUAGUAGGAAAGGGAGCAACGCCAAGAUAAGGUUACCGAGCGAGGCGAGCCAGGAACACUUUGCACACUACUCGGACGAGGAGGCGGGAAUCUAUGUCACGGAGACGUUUACGGUCUCGAGUGAGGAACGGAAACAAGCAGCAAAAUAAACGAUGCUGUCUAGGAGAGCAGAUCUUAUGUUGAAGCUCUAACCAAGAAUGCUUCAUGGUCUGAGUUGAGCUCGGCUGGGAUGGCGGAGGCAUGCCUGGAGCUCGCAGAGCAUGUCAUUACUUGUGCAGGCUUCAUAAAAGCCGCUUCUGUAUAAUAUAAUCUAGGUAAACAUGAAUUUUAUCAUAGGUAACAGGUUACUCAAGCAGCUAGCUCUGCUGAUCUCAGUA
This is a messenger RNA of Annulohypoxylon truncatum, 1479 nucleotides long. RefSeq lists its product as uncharacterized. The record is from RefSeq and is a predicted model, not a curated record. Bases 109 to 1251 code for a protein of 380 amino acids. The transcript has 5 exons. NCBI's taxonomy places the organism in Eukaryota, Fungi, Ascomycota, Sordariomycetes, Xylariales, Hypoxylaceae.